ACUAAAACUAACACUGUAUAAAGUACUAUAGACACAUCUUGUACAUCAAGGCCAGUUAAUACUGUAGCAUGUCAUGCUGCGACGGUGGAGCAAAUUUCAUUUGCUGAUGAAGACCUUGAGAUGUGGUUGAAAGCUUCUGAAAAGGCUAGUAACUAGACUUUGUGUUAAAAUAUUAACUAUGCUGUGACUCAUUAUUUUACUGUUCCAAAAGUCAAGAAUAAACUUUCACACUCAAGAGACUCAGGUUUGUUUGAUUAAUUAUUGAUGGUACUGCAUUUAGGAGAAAUAAUUGGCAAUUUAAUCUUAAUCCAGUUUGUUGGAAUUUUGCCAUUCUAUUGUGUUUGGUCUCCUAAGAGUCAAUGGUUUGAAACAAAGCAGACUGGAAGAUAUCAACUCAUCUUUAGUAAUCUGACACUGGGGCACAUGAGUGGCGUGUGCAUGCUAAAAGAGGCCUGUGAAACAUUCAUGAGCAGGAAGGCCAGGAGCACAGUGCACACUGAGCUGCUACAACAGGUGCAAGCAGAGCUAUGGGGACUGUUGAGGAAACUUUGAAGUGCCCCGUCUGCCAGGACUUCUUCACAUAUCCUGUGACACUCCCAUGUGGACAUGACUUCUGUCACACCUGCAUCAAGGCUGUCUGGGACACAGACGUGUCUAAUGAGGGUCCUUUCUUCUGUCCAGAGUGUCAGAUCUUCCUCCCCUCCGACCUCACUCUGGAGAUAAACACCAGCCUUCAAACCAAAGUAAAGGACUUCACUAACAGACCAUCACCAUCAAAGCUACAGACAACAACUUCAACCGGGGAAACCAAACCAUGUUCAACUAUCCACUGUGACCACUGCAUAGAAACGCCAUCGGUGGCCAUAAAGACCUGUCUGACCUGUGAUGCCUCACUGUGCCAGGCUCAUGCCCUGCUACACCAGCAGAGGUCAGCUCUGAGGGAGCACACAGUGGUGGAGGUGACCGGGGAUCCACUGUCUCUGAAGUGCAGGGAGCACCGUGAUGAGCUCAAGCUCUUCUGCAUGGAGGAAAGGGUCCCUGUGUGCUGUUUGUGUGUCCUGGUUGGCAUGCACAAGAACCACCAGGUUUCCCAACUCCAUGAAGCCUGCACAGACUUCAAGAGCAUGUUAGAGACCACUAUGAAGCAACUACUGCAGAGGAGAGGUGAAGCAGAACAUGCCAUCAAGGACUUGGAGUCACUGUAUACACAAACAGUGAAGUCUGCUGCAGAUUACAGAGAGAGAAUCUCAGACAAGUACAGCAGGAUCCGUGUUGUGCUGGAUGGCGAUGAGCGACUGAUGAUGCAGAUCAUAGACGCAGAGGAGACAUGCAUGACAGAGUGGCUGGAAGCCCAGAGGGGAAUCAUGGAGGCUCAGAUUAAAGAGAUAGACAGCCUCAGAGCCUCCAGCAAAUCACUCCUCCAAGAAACAAAUGAUCUGCAAUUCCUGCAGCAAAUCACAGCACAGAAUCUUUGUUUUGAUUGUAGCGACCCUUUGGAUUUAGCACCUAUCCAGGAAAUAGACAGAGAUCUGUGUGACCCUGAGAAGCUGAGAACAGUAGAGAGGCUAGUGGACGACCUCACAGUGGCUCUGUCCCAACACUUUCCACGAAUGUGGUCAUAUCUAAGUUCUCCUGCGCUGGACUCCAAAACAGCCCAUCCAAAACUGGAAAUAUCCCAGGAUAGCAAACAAGUGUACUGGAGAAGGCAGCCUGUCAGUGAGGCUCCAAGCGCUCAGCCAUAUGACUCCCAGUACAGCAUCCUGGGUCAGGAGAGUUUCACUACUGGCCAGCACUACUGGGAGGUCAUCGUACAGGAGAAACCCUACUGGCUGAUAGGUGUGUCCACUGGGCCAGUUGAUAAAAAAGAUGGGCCAAAACAAAAGCUCUCUGGCCUGGGUGUGAAUAAGACAUCCUGGUGCAUCUACCAUGGAGACGGAAAGUACCUGGCAUGCCAUGACACCCAGGAGAAGCAGCUGUCAGUUUGGAGGAGAGUCAGAAAGCUGGGCAUACUAGCAAAUCUCCAGAAGGGGGAGCUGUCAUUCUACAAUGCAGACGCGAUGACCCUGCUUCACUCUUUCUGUGUGCAGUGCAAAGACCCUCUCUACCCCAUGUUUAACCCCUGCAUUGAUGUGAAUGGACUGAACAGGCAGCCUCUCACCUUGUUUUGGAUUAAGGACCCCUGGGAUUGGCAUGUAAACACAGAGGGAGAUAAAGAGUUACCCUAAAUGACUGUGAAUGAAUGUGUUGUGAACUCAAAUUCACUGAUCACAAAGUCUGUAUCUUUUUUUUUCAUUCUGAUGUUCACUCCAGUAUAGCUUGGAAAUGUCACUCAUGCUGUAAAAACUGUACAACCAUAAUCAAUUACCAUGCCUGGAUGUGUCUCAAGUAAAACUAAAACCAAUGACCAAGGCAUUUCAGUGCCUCUGUGAGAAAUGUAAGACAACAUCAACAUCAUGCAUUACCAGCACCCAUAGGAGAGAAAUGGUGUGUUUACAUAAGAAAAUUAUAGCUGAGAGGAGAAGUUUAACCCUUUUUCUUUUAUGUGUAACUGAUUAGUUUCCCAGUAUUAGUCUUAUGUUUCAGUAGUAUAUACCUUCUUAGUGUCUGCAGUUGUCAUAUACAGCAUUAUACUGUAAAUAUUUCAUCAAGUGGUAUCGGGGGCACUUUUUUUCUGUGGUAAAACAAUUCUCAUAUUUGACUUGAUAUAGUUCAGGGAGUAAAUGACCCGUGUGUAAACUACUGGCUUGUUAUUUUUUACAACUGUCCCCUCAGAUCACCAGACAAUGGAGGACAAGCAUGACCUCAGUCUCACAUGUUAGUGUCCAUCGCGAAGUUGGCCUGCAUUGAACAAAACACCCAGUAAGGCCAACUAACAUGAACAGUGACCCUGCAUUUCUUGAGAGAGAAAGAGACCUAACACUAUGCUGUAGACUAUUGUGCAUACAGUUUGUUUUUCCUCUGUGUACAUAAAUACCUACUAUCUGAAGAAGCAAUGAGAAAAUUCAAUUAUUCUAUUUGACUUUAAGUAGUGACUUUGUAUACUCGUUUGUUAAAAGGCAUCCUCAUGAAAAACCAGGAGGA
Molecule: messenger RNA, 3081 nt
Organism: Thunnus maccoyii (southern bluefin tuna)
Lineage: Eukaryota; Metazoa; Chordata; Actinopteri; Scombriformes; Scombridae
Product: E3 ubiquitin-protein ligase TRIM41-like
Exons: 6
Coding region: 528-2225 (565 amino acids)
Molecular function (GO): protein binding; zinc ion binding
Source: RefSeq, a predicted model, not a curated record